This is a messenger RNA of Aaosphaeria arxii CBS 175.79, 1470 nucleotides long. RefSeq names its product WD40 repeat-like protein. The record is from RefSeq and is a predicted model, not a curated record. Bases 1 to 1470 code for a protein of 489 amino acids. Lineage: Eukaryota; Fungi; Ascomycota; Dothideomycetes; Pleosporales. The transcript has a single exon. Gene Ontology annotation, molecular function: protein binding.
AUGCCAGGAUACGACACAGAUUUCGAGGGCGUCUCAGGCCAGCCAGAGGCUUUCCUGAGCGUGAUCAAUAAGGACGCUUUCGUUUCCGUGACCACCUUCUUCAAUCAUUUCGUCCCACACAAGGAACCGCCCCUCGCACUGGACAUUCGAAGUCCACCGGAGUUCAUCACACGAGAAGACCUCCGCGGCGAUCGAUUCGACAUCCAAGGGAUCGAUUGGGCGCUGCGCAACACCACACGUGCGAACGUUCGAUCGAGGCGAGCCGCGUACGAGGAGUCCAGGCUAGAGGCGAAACAGUUGGAAGUCCGGGAGAGGAUCGAGGCGACGCCCAACAGAGACAACUACUACUCAUUCAAGAGACUCAAUACCAACCAUCAGGUCUUCAUUCCCCACUUCCAGCUGCGCAACCUCCUCACGGCCACUUCGCACGACGACAUCUAUUACGCGGAACGAGACCUGGUCCUGCGAACAGAUGCGUCCGGAGGAGCAGCUACGGUCAUUCAGAAUCUGACCAAAGAGCGCUUCGAAGGCAACCGGUUCACCAUCACGACACUGGCAAGUUCGGAUGACGUUCUGAUAGCGGGCGGCUUCGAGGGCGAAUACGCCGUCACCCACCUCUCCAGCUGCAUCGACACGCCCACGACGAUAGGCCACAUCAACUGCAGGAGUCGGGAGUCAAAGUCCCACAUCACCAACCACAUUCAUCUCUCCCAUUCUCGCCAUAAUUAUUCUCCACAGGCCGUGCUCUCGUCAAACGACAACCGCCUCCGCGUCCUCGACAUCUGCACCGACACCUUCCUCGAUUGCUUCACCUAUACGCACGCCGUGAACUGUUCGGCUACCUCGCCGAACGGUCAGAUGCGUGUGGUGGUGGGCGACUUCAGGGAAACGCUGAUCACAGACGCUCGGACGGGCCGGCACUUCGAGGCACUUAGGACACACACCGACGACGCUUUCGCAUGCGACUGGGCAGACGAUGGUAUUCACGUUGCGACCGCGGCACAGGACUCCACCAUCGUUAUUUGGGAUGCGCGCAAUUGGAGGACGCCGUUGAAGACGAUGCGGUCGGAACUGUCGAUUCCGCGUACACUAAAGUUUUCUCCGAUCGGCGGGGGGCCUCGCACCCUUAUUUCCGCAGAAGCAGAUGACUAUGUCAACAUCAUCAACGCGCAGACUUUUGAGUCUCGCCAAGUUCUUGAUUUCUUCGGCCGCGUGGGCGGUGUCUCUAUGACGCCCGACGGCUCUUCUCUGUUCGUCGCAAAUACUGAGCCUACCUUCGGUGGCAUCAUGGAGUUUGAGCGAUGCGGCUGGGGAGAGCGAAGACAGAGUCCUUACGGCGACGACUUCGAGAAUGACGGCGUCGUGGCCGACUGGGCCUCGGACGAGCAGAUGGAGAUUGAUUCACGCGUGGUGUGCGGUUUGCACGCGAGAGACAGGAGGGGACUUGAUCUCGGCAACGUCAUGGUAUGA